Patiria miniata (bat star) is the source of this 3508-nucleotide messenger RNA. RefSeq names its product E3 ubiquitin-protein ligase TRIM71-like. Gene Ontology annotation, molecular function: protein binding; zinc ion binding; ubiquitin-protein transferase activity. Gene Ontology annotation, biological process: positive regulation of DNA-templated transcription. Bases 348 to 2267 code for a protein of 639 amino acids. The transcript has a single exon. The record is from RefSeq and is a predicted model, not a curated record. Gene Ontology annotation, cellular component: nucleoplasm; chromatin. Lineage: Eukaryota; Metazoa; Echinodermata; Asteroidea; Valvatida; Asterinidae.
AGGGUGUAUACAUGUGCUCUGUAGCUAUGUGGUGAAAACUACAACUUUCGCAAGCAUCAUAAAACGUGAAAUUGGUUUUGGUUUUCCAUGUAUCCUGUUCUUUAUUUUGAAAUGUUCCCACUGACAUUCAAAACACUAUUUCAUUGACUGAAAAGUUACCAAGUAAUUUGCAAAGUUGGUUAUGGGUACUCGAUUCCAUAAUCUGGAACUGGUUCCUGACAUUAACGGUCGGGUACUCGGGUACCCGGCUCUGAUGCACAGCUCUAUGGGGCAAUCACUUGUUUGUUAUAAUUUUGAGCUUUUUCAGACACGGGUUUGUUCUGUUUUGAUCAGGUCACAUCUGAAAUAUGGCGGAGGCUGCAGCCAGAACUGUCUUGGACAAGAUCAGCCAGGGACAUCUGGAAUGUCCGAUCUGUUGCUGUCGUUUCAAGGAUCCCAAGAUGCUGGACUGUCUGCACAGCUUUUGUCUGAAGUGUCUGGAAGAGAUGAUGAGCAAACAGAAGCCAGGGGCAGAGAAGAUAACAUGUCCAGUCUGCAGGAGAGAGACGCAAGUUCCUGAUGGAGGAUUGCAGAGUCUUUCUUCGUCUUUCUUUCUUAGUUCUCUUGUCGAUGAGGUCAAACAACAGGAGGCAGUAUUAGGAGAUGCAUCGGCACCUACCGCCACAUGUGACUGCGGAGAAGGCAAGGAGGUCAUUUGGAGGUGUCUUGAUUGUAGUGAUAACCUCUGCCAGGAAUGCCGGAAAGCCCAUGAGAGGGUCAAGUCCACCAAAGACCAUCGAAUCAUCUCAUUGGGAGAUUGGCACAAAUCUAAGAUCCCUCCAGCAGAACACAGCAAACCCAUCACCCGAAUGUGUACGAUCCACCAUGACCAUCCUCUGUGUUUCUUCUGUGACACAUGCGACACCUUAAUCUGCUCAAUGUGUGCCGCAUUAGGUCAUCGGUCGGCAGAGCACAAUUUCCUAAACAUUGAUGACCUGAUCAGGUCCUUCCGCAGUGAGGUCGAAAACAUACUGCAGAAGUUCGAGAAGAGCAGGCAGCACUUCAAAUCUACUGAAAAGUCAAUCCAACAUGCACAAAAUAGAUUACAAAAGAAACUGGCUCAGGCUCGUAGUGAUAUUGAUGCAAAAGCGGAGGCAGAGAUCACUAAAAUCAGAAACAAAGCAAAGCUUCUCACCGACAAGGUCAACGAAAUCGGUCAGGAGAGAGUCAGUAAGUACGAAAAGGCGCUCACGCAUAACCAUGAGCAGAUGGAACGCGCAGAUCAGACCAUCGCGGCAGUAAAUGACUUGAUGAGUCAAGCCGAUGAUUUUGAGCUUUUGGAGCUCAAGCCAAAGGUGAUGCACAACUUGGAAUUCCAGGAGCUCAAGUGUGAACCGGCGAAUUAUGGUCUGUCAUUCAUUGGUGUCAGAUUUCAAGACGUUGUGAGUGAUGCAGAUCUUGGGGAGGUCUGUGUCAGUGAGAAAUGGCAGUUAAAGGAAGAGUUCGGCAAAAGAGGUACCGGUGACGAGGAAUUUGACUUCGCCACGGCUGUUGCAUGUUUCAGAAAUGGAGACAUCGUAGUAACUGACACAAUUUUAAAACGGUUAUCGUUGUUUAGCUCAACUGGUCAGUAUAAAACAUCGGUCGCUCAGGGAGAUGCUAAGCAUCAGUUGGAAGCUCCUUUUGGCGCUGCCAUGACCCAUGAUGAUCUGCUUUUCGUCACGGACAAAAAGAAAGUGAAGGUUUUUGACAAUGAGCUCCAGUUUGUUCGCGAGUUUACGCCUUCGGCUGACGAUGCGGAUGGGCAAUCAGAGAGUUACCUCACUGGUGUUGCUGUUGACAGUCAACGAGUAGCAGUCGCUGACAGGGGGAGAAAGCUCAUCAGUGUCCACAACCUGGACGGAUCAUUGAUUUCAAGUAUCUUGAAUAGCAUGGUUGACUAUUACUUGGCAAUAAGCAAUUUUGGCUGUUUAGUCUUCGCAAACUUCGAGGGCCAAAGUUUUUUUUGCGUUAACUUUGAAGGUAAAGAGAUGUUUAGUGUCAAGACAUUCGUGAAUGGCAAAGCUGCUAAGCCAGCUGGUGUCCUGUGCGAUGAUGAUGAGACCAUCUAUGUUGUUGUUCAUCCUGGAAAAAGGGAAGACUCUGAAGUGCAGCGAUACGAUUCAAAUGGUGCACUUGUAGCAACGGUAGCUCAAGGGUUGUUCAAUCCGUUAGGAAUGGUAUUCACCCCCGCUGGCGACGUAGUUGUUGCUGACCUACACUCUGUUAAGAUCUUUGAGCGGAUGUGAUUUGCCUGAUGGCCCUCCGAAAAACUAACUGCUAUAUUUGAACCGGGGUUAACCUGCAUCUGAUGAUUUGCUUUACAAGGCCUAGCAGAACAUGACCUGUUGUAGUUGAACCAGCUACAUUCAUGAAAUUAUAAUAUUUACUCAGAUUGUAAAACCCGUUUGAAAUUGAGUUAACUGGUAACGUUGGUGUGUUUCAGUUAAUCUCCCUCAAUGCAUUUUGGCAUGUGCGUUGGCCUGGGUAGGCCUACACCGCGUUAUGGGGACGUUUUUUAUUGUUAGGCGAAUUAGGACCGAGUUAUGGGGACUUUCUGCUGGUCCCACAUGUUUUCGGUCCCAACAAAUGUGUGAGUAGGUCUAUGGUGUACUCUCCAGUAAUAAUGUAUCGGAAAAAGAGAAAUCCAAUCAUCAACAGUGUAGAAAGAGAAAAAGCGUUCAAUGUUUCUUGAUCCGUAGAACAGUUUUUGCUGACAAACUAUUUUAAGAUUGAAGGGACCGUAAAUUCACAAAAUUAACUUUACUACUGUAAUGUCGUAAAAAAAUCACUGUAUUUAAUGUUAUAAUAAUAAAAAAGUCCAUAACUUUUAUGUCACGUAAUAUGAAAUGUCUUAACUCUUAAUGAAGCAAAUUUCGCCAAUCUUCAUUUUGUAAAAGUACAUUGUAUAUGUAACAUAAUGGCAUGAGACUAAGUAAAUAUUCAAUUCAAAGCUUUGUAAAUUUUGCAUGUUUUGUUAAUUCCUUGGAUCACAAAACUGACGACCAUCACACAAAACAUUUGUGCAAUGUCCAUUUUGUGCUUCCGUAGUUAACGCGGGCAGACUGCAUGUUUGAACUCUGAACUUGAAUUAAGAGCAGCGUUGUAGUACUCGUACUCAUACUUGAAUGCCAAAGUACUCGUACUCGAAAUGACGGUACUUGUACUCGGGCAGCAAAGUACUCAUACUUGACAUGAUGAAUUUUUACUUGCUUAUCAAAGUACUCGUACUUGAAUAGCAGUACUAAAAAAAAAUGGUAUAGAUUGACUUACCACGGCCUUAUUUUAUUAUCGAUAUUUUCAGUUGGAAAUGUUUGAUUUACUUGCAGAGACAUCAAAGUUUGCUGAUUUUUUUCUGUGUACGUCCGGACAAACACAUUUAACAGCUAGCUGUGAGUGGGUCUGUAUAUCGGUCUGACUGGGCCUGGGACAAUUAUGCACAAUGAACCAUGGCCGUAUGGCUGUAUUGGAAAUAGAAGUACUCGUACUC